This is a messenger RNA of Funneliformis caledonium, 198 nucleotides long. NCBI's taxonomy places the organism in Eukaryota, Fungi, Glomeromycota, Glomeromycetes, Glomerales, Glomeraceae. The record is from the annotation of a GenBank genome assembly.
CAUGAGGUAGCCGGAAACAGGAAUAAGGAGAGCAGUGAAAGCAAGAAACAAAAUGGGGAGCAGGGAGGAAAAGAUGGGACGGAACAAUGGCGAAGGAAAAAGAAGAGGCUAGAGAGCGAAGGCAAAAAGAAGCAAGAGAAAGAGCAUGAAAUAGGGACAGGGAAAAAAAAGGCGAGAGAAAUGAAGAAGAUAGGGUAG